This is a messenger RNA of Bolinopsis microptera, 2597 nucleotides long. RefSeq names its product ETS-related transcription factor Elf-4-like. Gene Ontology annotation, cellular component: nucleus. Gene Ontology annotation, molecular function: sequence-specific DNA binding; DNA-binding transcription factor activity, RNA polymerase II-specific. Gene Ontology annotation, biological process: cell differentiation; regulation of transcription by RNA polymerase II. The transcript has a single exon. The coding region runs from base 1019 to 2383 and encodes 454 amino acids. The record is from RefSeq and is a predicted model, not a curated record. NCBI's taxonomy places the organism in Eukaryota, Metazoa, Ctenophora, Tentaculata, Lobata, Bolinopsidae.
AAACGUAUGACUAGUCAUUGACUAACCCUGUUCCAAAAGACAGCUAUCUGUUAUCAAACCCUUUUAUAUUGACACGGUGUUGCAAUUACCAUCGCUGCCGGUCCCAUAAUUGAGCUUUAGGAAACGGGCCUAAGUUUGAAAGAUUAUUAUAAUUAGCCCCCGGCCCCCGCAGAUGAUAUUAACUCCUCUCCUCUCCGUACAUGAUUAUCCGGACACGAUAAAUCUGGUAUAAUCUGGGUGCUCUAAUUAGGCUUUCUCGUACUUGGCUCGUCUUGUUGAGCUGAGCUGCUAACAGGGUUACAACACACACACUAACCAGCUCUCUUCUCUCCAGGGUAAGGUGCGUGGCUACAAUUUGUUGGACUUCCGCCAGACCCCACGUGACAUUAUCUAAUCUGUUUCAUUGGUUCAUUCUGAUCUGACCCGUUUGUUGGCCGGACAGUCUGACCUGUUCAAAUACACUGUUUCACGCUUUGAGACGGAGCUCAGAUACCUUCUCAAAAGCUUGAUAUACACUUGAGGACCUCACAUUUCUUUGCUCAGACGCAGGCGUGACUGUCACGUGAUACCGCGCUUGUAGCAAGUUUCCCUGCUAACCGGCCCACCUGUGUAAGAGGCGCUGUUAACAUUACAUUUUUCAUUUCUCUACCAGAGUUAUCGAGCGUUCACAUGUUGUAAUUUACUUACCUGAGAUCUCUCACUUGUUAUCUUAUCGGGAUUCGCUGAGCUUUGUAUCAAAUUACUCCAGUGUGCUCGUUUUAGCGGCACAUAUUGUUCUACCACCUGAUAAUCAGAUCUAGUCCCGCUAAUCAAGCUCUCUAUUCUACUGCGAGAUCCAGUGAGCCGAGGAAGUCUCCGCUAUUCGCAUCCUGGAAGUUUUGCUGAAGUCCCAAAUAUUUCUCCGUAAACUUUGAGGUACAGCCACCGCGACAUUCCUGGGAAACUACAAUAGUAAUCUACCCCCUGCUGUUUUCACUUCCCAGUUCGUUGUGCUGGUAACAGUAGCGAUUUGUUGGCUAUGUCUCAGACACUGACCCUUAAUUCGUUUGCCGCAGCGUCUGGUGCCCCGUGGAAUCCGUAUCCAACGCUAGAGGAAGAGGAAUUCUUUACCCACUCUCAGGAUGACCAGCCUGAGCAUGAGACCUUCUGUUUUGCUGAUCAGCUAAUGGACAUUGACUUUCCCUUGUUAGAUAUAAACACUCGGUCACCACAAAUCACCUUGCCCACCGUUCAGACUCCUAUCAACAGAAAGCGGCCGACCUGGAAGCUGAAGAACGCUUUGUUAACAGAGGAGUUUCUUCUCAAGAAGUCCAUCAAGAAAACGAUCAGCUCAACUCCAGCCUCUCCUGACAAGGAUGGUCCGUAUAUUGAUGUUCUGAGCGACUCUUGCUCCAGCAUUUCCUCUGAGUCCGACCUGUCCUCUCUCUCUCAAGACUCAUUAGACUCGAACGGCAGCUCGCACACAUCCUAUAAUCGGUUCCUCAGGAGAUCCCCCAACUGGUCUCGUCCCUUCUUCAGCUCCAGAGACAGACGGGAGUCUCGGGACUCUGACUGGAGACCUAAGAAAGAGGUAAAGAAGGAGGGGAGUUUUGUAAAUCCUCGAGAGGAGAUGAAUAUGUUACGACUGUCCUGUACUUGUCAGUCUAGGAACACUGGCAAGUCUCUACACUUGUGGGAGUUCUUGUUGGAGAUGCUGGCUGAUAAAAGGAUGAAGAGUGUGAUAGCAUGGACUGGGACUGCUCGCGAGUUCAGAGUGGUCAACAGUCGGGAGGUGGCCAGGGAGUGGGGGAACAGGAAGAACAAACCCCACAUGAACUUUGAUAAAAUGAGCAGAGCUAUGAGGUAUUACUACAAGAAGAAUAUCCUGGCUCACGGCAACAAACAGCGUUUAGUCUACUCCUUCUGUCAGGAGGCUAUUUGUCCUCACUAUGAGAAGAUCAUUAAGCUCGCUCUUAAAACUCGGCCACAAACCCAGGGCUCCUGCCCUCUUAGUCCCCGGGAAGAACCAGCCAAAGUGUUGGAGACCGCCGCAAGAACCUGGGAACGAGAAACCUCUCCGACAGCACUGAAGAGCAGCUCUGCCUCGUCUAAAAUAAAGAGUGAAUCAGAGAAGAUUCUGACGGAGAGGCUGUGUCCGGGAAGAAACUUAAGGUUCAGCGUGAAAAAACCAGGGAAACAGGACUGUUUUAGAUCGUGUUGUGAGGGAGCUACAGAUAACCUGUCCAGAUCCUAUCCGCUCCGAGGAGGAGGAGAACCUUCUAGAACGAAUAAGACUGGACAAUUCCGUCCCGCCAAAAACACUAGUGUCCCUUCCAAUAAUCAACCCAAGAUAAAAAUUAACAGCAAUAGACCUAAUUACAAUGAUUGUUUUAAAUUUUCAUGAAUUAUGUAUAUUUUACUUCAUGCAUUCUAUGCUGCAUGUUUUUAGAAUGAAUUUAAUGAGUGAAGCAUAAUAUUAUCAUUGCAAUGAACCGCAGGUCGGGUUGUAUGAUUUUCUAGGAAAUGAUAUGAUGACGUUUUCUAGGUUCGGAAUUUCUAUGUAUGCAUUUUUAUUCAGCUGUCAUAUUUUGAAUUACCAGGUAUUCGAUUUGUUAUUA